Molecule: messenger RNA, 1506 nt
Organism: Trichechus manatus latirostris (Florida manatee)
Lineage: Eukaryota; Metazoa; Chordata; Mammalia; Sirenia; Trichechidae
Product: germ cell-less protein-like 1
Exons: 1
Coding region: 1-1506 (501 amino acids)
Biological process (GO): germ cell development
Cellular component (GO): nucleus
Molecular function (GO): protein binding
Source: RefSeq, a predicted model, not a curated record
AUGGGGCCCUUGAGCAGCCGAGUCCUGCGAAGCAGGGAACCGGGCCCAGCCAAUCCACAGCCAGAAGUCCAGGCGGGUCCCAGUCACAUAUCCGGAAAUCGAAAGCGCAAGCAGAGCGGUGGGCCCUGCUUGGGCCAAAAGUCUGAGCAGAACAGCGACAGGUCUGUAGGCCAGGGGGAAGAUCUACAGCAAUUCGGCAGCACAAGCCACGGGAAAAAACUUAAGAUCACAUCCAAGUAUACUUAUCAAACUUUAUUUUUGAAUGGGGAAAUGAGCGACAUUAAGAUCUAUGCUCUGGGGAAAGUAUGGUGUUUACACAAAAUAUUUUUAUGUCAGUCAGGCUACUUUGCUAGUAUGUUCAGAGAUUCUAGGCAAGAUUCUCACAAGGAUAUUAUUGAGCUGGAGAUUAAUGACCAGAAUAUAGAUGUAGAAUCCCUGCAUUUUGUACUAGGUUCAUUGUACAGGGAUGAAUAUGUCUUAAUUGAGCCCCUUCAAGUUCCAGGAGUUUUGGCAACAGCAUGCUUGCUUCAGGUAGAAGGAUUAAUUGAGCAGUGUAAUGAAACCAUGAAGGAAACAAUUAAUGUAAAAACUGUAUGUGGCUAUUAUACAGCAGCAGAGACCUAUGGGUUGGAUUCCAUAAAGGCAGGUUGCUUUGAAUGGCUUCUUCACAACUUGAUGACACAUCCAAGUAUUGAACUUUACAAAGAACUCAGUAUAGAUCUCAUGAAUCUGCUCAUCUCUUCUUCUAAUUUAUUAGUAAUGCAAAAGGAAAUGGAUGUGUACACCACACUUAAAGAGUGGAUGUUCCUACGCCUCAACCCAGCUUGGAAUGGCUCAAUGAAACAGCUUUUAGUUAAUGCAAACAACUGGUUUUCCAGCCAAAGGAGAUGUGUUGGUAACACUGCCUUUCUUGAAACUGAACAAGGCAUAGCCUUUCAACCAGUGUUUAAAAAUUUGAGGUUUCAGCAUAUCAUCUGUGACCUGGCCUCCACAAAAGUUAUUGAACAAGAUGCUCUAAUGCCUUCAGAAUGGUUAUCAUCUAUUUACAAACAACAAUGGCUUACCUUACUUAGGGCACAACAAUACAGGGAAAUUGGGCCUCGAGUCAUCAAUGAAACAGAACUUGAAGGAUACAGCAUGAGAUGUGGUAAAAGGAUUGUCAAGGAUGGAAAAUACUCCUGGAAGUGGUCAGGUUACAACUUUGGCUUUCCCUUACAUGUCAUCUUCACCAGCCAUUAUAUAAUUUUCAAGCAAAAUAUAUUUAGUCGGCCAUGUGAAGGUUCUGUCUGUUUACAACCUCUAAGAAAUAUCGCAUUCAGAUUAAGUUUGGUAUAUUUUGAUUCUAGUGGAAAACUAAGUUUCAGUAAAACGACUGGCUAUAAAAUCCUUACCUUUGAAAAUGAUGAGGAACAAGUGGUAAUGAAAUUGGAUAGCCUAGUUCUGAGCUUCCCUUUAUAUAUAUUCUGUAACUUCCUGUUUAUAUCAUUAGAAAAUCCAGGAAACUGA